Messenger RNA from Nothobranchius furzeri (turquoise killifish), 6576 nucleotides. RefSeq names its product adenylate cyclase 1a (gene adcy1a). Gene Ontology annotation, molecular function: adenylate cyclase activity. Gene Ontology annotation, biological process: cAMP biosynthetic process; adenylate cyclase-activating G protein-coupled receptor signaling pathway; intracellular signal transduction. Gene Ontology annotation, cellular component: plasma membrane. The record is from RefSeq and is a predicted model, not a curated record. NCBI's taxonomy places the organism in Eukaryota, Metazoa, Chordata, Actinopteri, Cyprinodontiformes, Nothobranchiidae.
GACACCAACAUUCAUCACAAACUGUGGAUAGAGCGCGCGCGCGGUGCUCUGCUGCCGUGCCACCCUCUCCCCUCUGACACCGAGCCCGAACCUUGGACAUCACCCAUGAACCGGGAGGGGGUGCCAGCUCCAUUCCCGGCAGGAGGAGGGAGCCGCGGGAAAGUUGAGGCGUCGUGCGCCAUCCCCGCUUCAUGAAUGGCCGGACCAUGCAGGAGAUGCCUUCCGACAGAGUUAAGACGCGGCGGCGGAAGGGUCGCUGCCCGGCCGGGGCGCCGCUUGGGGCCAUCGCCUGCGAGGACGAAUUCAACAGCCACGAACUGGAGGCUCUGUUCCAGAACUACAACCUGAAGCUAGAGCAGACCGCCACCCUCAAGGCGCUGGCGGUGCUGAUCGUGGCCGCGUCGUCGCUGUCUCUGGUGGAGCUGCUGUCCAGCCCGCGGCUCACCUUGUCCAAGGGAUCCUACCCGGUGCACUGCGUGGUGUUCCUGUCGCUCUUCAUCGUCACUAACGUCAAAUACCUGCAGGUGACGCAGCUGCAGCAGAUAGCGAAGCUGGCGCUGCUGUUCAGCUUCAUCUUUGCGCUGCUCUGCUGCCCGUUCCCGCUGGCGCUGGGCACGUCAGAGCCGGUGACCGCCGCUGCCCCGGAGCAGGGCGUGUGGCAGCUCAUGCUGGUCACCCUCGUGGCUUACGUCCUGCUGCCCGUGCGGACGCUGCUGGCCGUGCUGUUCGGGGUCCUGCUGGCUGCAUCUCACUUCAUUGUCAUAGCGACGUCAGUCAGCGGGAGGAAACAGAAGCUUUGGAGACCGCUGCUGGCCAACGUGGUGCUCUUCACCAGUGUCAACCUGUCGGGCGUGUUUGUGAGGAUUCUCACCGAACGCACCCAGAGGAAGGUCUUCCUGCAGGCCCGCAACUGCAUCGAGGAGCGUCUGAGGCUGGAGGACGAGAACGAGAAGCAGGAGCGUCUACUAAUGAGCCUGCUCCCCAGAAAUGUUGCCAUGGAGAUGAAGGAGGACUUCCUGAAGCCGCCUGAGAGGAUUUUUCACAAGAUCUACAUCCAGCGCCAUGACAAUGUCAGCAUCCUGUUUGCAGACAUCGUGGGUUUCACCAGCUUGGCUUCCCAGUGCACCGCUCAGGAACUCGUCAAGCUGCUCAACGAACUCUUUGGGAAGUUUGAUGAACUGGCCACGGAGAAUCACUGCAGACGUAUAAAGAUACUGGGCGACUGUUAUUAUUGUGUUUCUGGGCUGACGCAGCCUAAAGCAGACCACGCCCACUGCUGCGUGGAGAUGGGACUGGACAUGAUCGACACAAUCGCGUCAGUGGUGGAGGCUACUGAGGUGGAUCUGAACAUGCGUGUUGGUUUGCAUACGGGUCGGGUUCUGUGUGGUGUUCUGGGCCUGAGGAAGUGGCAGUACGACGUCUGGUCAAACGAUGUGACUCUGGCAAACGUGAUGGAGGCCGGAGGACUGCCUGGCAAGGUGCACAUCACGAGGACAACCCUGGAGUGUCUGAACGGAGACUACGAGGUGGAACCGGGCCUCGGGCAUGAGAGGCACGCCUUCCUUCAGAAGCAUCACAUCGAGACCUUCUUCAUCGUUCCAUCACACAGAAGAAAAAUCUUUCCUGGAAUCAUCCUGUCAGACAUCAAACCAGCCAAGAGGAUGAAGUUUAAAACGGUGUGCUACCUGCUGGUGCAGCUCAUGCACUGCAGGAAGAUGUUUAAAGCAGAAAUCCCUUUUUCUAACGUCAUGACCUGCGAGGAUGACGACAAGCGGAGAGCCCUGCGGACCGCUUCUGAGAAGCUGAGGAGUCGGACGUCCUUCUCGGCCACCGCCGUGCAGCACUCGCCCGCCACACGGGUCAACCGCUACAUCGGGCGGCUCAUCGAAGCGCGGCAGACCGAGUCCGAGACAUCAGACCUGAACUUCUUCAGCCUGUUUUACACGAGGAGAGACAGGGAGCGCAGGUACCACCAGGUGUACGACGACCACUUCAUCAGUGCCGUGGUUCUCUCUCUCAUCCUGGCAGCUCUGUUUGGCCUUAUCUAUCUGCUAAUGAUCCCACAAGGGAUGCUGGUGCUGCUGCUGCUGGUGCUGUGUGUGUGUUUCCAUGUGGCCUGUGUGAUGUACCUGCAUCUCACCAGUGUCCAGUGCCAACCGGAUUGUCUCACCAUCCAGAUCCGAUCAGUUCUGUGCGUCUUCCUUGUUCUGCUCACCUACUCUGUCACUCAGGCCUGUGUGGUGGGUUGUGUCCCGUGGGGGCGCGUUGAGACAAACUCCAGCCGCCUUCCAGAAGACGCGCUGGCCACGGACGCUCUGGGGUUUGGAUCCACUAACGGGACGGUGCCGGACCGGGCCGGCCCCAGCAUGGCGUACGCCUUGCUGUCCUGCGUAGCCGGGAGCCUAACCGUGGUCCCUUUCCUCCGAGUCUCAUCGCUCCCCAAGAUCCUGCUCCUCCUCCUCAUCUCUGUUACAUACACGGUUGUCAUGGAAACCAGUGGCUACCGACAAGCUGUGGGCGGCGGGUUUCUUCACACUCGGGGUUAUGAUCCCGUUUUGGCUGUCGUGUUGUUUUCCGGAGCUCUGGCUCUCCAUUCCAGACAGCUGGACCUUAAACUCAGACUCGAUUACCUCUGGGUGACUCAGGCAGAAGAGGAGCGAGACGACAUGGAAAAGGUGAAGCUGGACAACAAGAGGAUCCUGUUCAACCUGCUGCCGGCUCACGUGGCUCAACACUUCCUCAUGUCCAACCCCAGGAACAUGGACCUGUACUACCAGUCCUACGCUCAAGUCGGAGUCUUGUUCGCCUCCAUCGCCAACUUCAACGACUUCUACAUCGAGCUGGAUGGGAACAACAUGGGAGUCGAGUGCCUGAGGCUGCUCAAUGAGAUCAUCGCUGAUUUUGAUGAGCUGAUGGAUAAGGAGUGCUACAGGGACAUCGAGAAAAUCAAGACCAUCGGCAGCACGUACAUGGCUGCAGUGGGGCUGGUUCCUACAACCGCUUCCAAGACAAAGAAAUCCAUCAUCUCACACUUAUGCACCGUGUCGGACUUUGCCAUCGAGAUGUUUGACGUCCUGGAUGCCAUCAACUACCAGUCAUACAACGACUUCGUCCUGAGAGUCGGUAUCAACGCCGGCCCGGUGGUAGCGGGAGUGAUCGGAGCCAGAAGACCUCAAUAUGACAUCUGGGGAAACACAGUCAACGUAGCCAGCAGGAUGGAUAGUACUGGAGUCCAAGGAAAGAUACAGGUAACAGAAGAUGUCCAUCGGCUCAUCAACAACUUCUACAACUUUGUUUGUCGGGGUCAGGUCAGCGUCAAGGGCAAAGGUCAAAUGCUAACAUACUUUCUCGAGAGUCGAAGACCGGGCAGCCAGCCUUCUCAAAGCCAGCAGCACACCAACGCUGAGCGCCGGUCGAGCACCUUCACCCGCGCCAGCGUGUGCACCAGGCUAAGCCCCGCCCCCACAGUGACCUCCUACUCUAAUGUCAGGACUCUGAGCUCGAGCAUGGCCAAACCGACCGCCUCUACCAGCACCAGCAGGUAUUUGCCAUCUGUUUCUGCAGCAGGGGUGUGACAAAUUCACACUUGUAAGCUUGAAAAACAAAACGUUAACGAGGAUGCUGCAGCGGAAAAUUCCCUUCUGCGCUCUCUGUCUGAUGUCUGUGGAGCGCAGGAAGGAGGAGAUCGUUGAGCCUCGGCCGAGACCUGGUUUUUGACGUGGGACUGGCUGGUCUGGGGUCUCCUUCAGAUUCUUCCUCCACGUUAAGUCCUGUUUGCUGUGUCGCAGCGCAGGUUUGUCUUGAUCAGGACGCAGGAAGCUUCGGCCACGUUGAUUUGUCGUCAAUCACAGGCCAAGGAUGUCUCCAGGAUGGACUGCCAGAACUAUUUCCACAACUACAAGGAGCUAUAAAUCAGCAUGGAAACUAAAACAUGUUGCAAUGCAGAACUGUUAGUGUAGCACAGAAGCUUCUCACCUGGAGAUUCCUUUAAACCCACCGUAUCAUUCAGAAUGAGACCAAAUCAGUGGUGUUGCCUUAGCGACCACUCCUCACAGAGAGUUUCCUGAAAUUUCUUGUCUUUUGUUUCCUUUCAGUUCCGUUCUGGAUUUACUGAACAUGAGUUAGGAUGUAUCCAUCUCAUCUAAGAGACGUGCGUGCUUUUUUAAAAAGCCAAGUGUUUGAUUCGUCACGGCGGUUAACUAAAGAAACUUACCAAAAGCCGACUGAGUCGCUUACGGGUGGGCCAUGCCACGUAGUGCCCCUCCAUUGAAACCCCUUAACAGCAAAUGAAGCCACUUCUUUGAUUUCUUUAACCAUUGUUAAGCAGGGGCGCCCCCAAGGGGUAGCCAGAGGUGGCCGUGGCCACUCCUAGAAAAUUGCCCCCCCCCCCCCGAAAAAGCCAGUUUUAACAAAUCAUAUUAAUGUUCGGUCAAACCAUUUAUUGUUCUUGUUUAUUCAAGACAUAAUUAUAAAAAAGUAUCACAGUUAAUGAGUAAAGAAAUAAUCAGAAUAAAAACAAUACAUGUUUCUGCUGCUAACCAUUUAAAAAGUUUUUAUCUCCAUAGUUUUUUAACACAGCAACAGGUGAAUUAACCCCCAAAAAAUACAUUUUUAAAUUUAAUCAUGGAUAACGUUUUAAACAACUGAAAUGUGUAUUUCUGAAAUAUUUCUGUUUGUAAAAUUUAUACGUACUGUUAUUUUAAUAAAAACGAAUAAAGGCGCAACGCAGCACAUCGCCACAGGAUAAAUUCUCCCAGCUUUACCUCAAGGACCAAUUUUGAGUGCCACCUCAAAAAUGUCUUUGGCCCCAUCUGGCCACCCCUAUCAAAAUUUUCUGGAGGCGCCCCUGUUGCGAAGUGCAUGAUGCCACAGCUGCAUUUCAGUCAUGUUUGCCGUCUGCUUCCCCGUGACGCCUGACUUCCAGACUCUUCCUCAUCAAAGUGUAGCAAUAAAGUGGUUUGCCUCCUAUUUCGGCCCGUUCACUCUUUGCAUGCCGUAGCCUGCUGGGUCUUUGGCCCAAUAGUGUUUGUAUCCGAUAAAGUGUGCGUAGCUAUCCGCACCAGUUUUUAUCUCUGUGGAAAUGAAGCAUGACUUUAAAACUUUUGUUCCGGUAUGUUGUGAUUCCCCCUUUUUCCUCACAGACUUCUCUUUGUAAAAGAAAAAGAAUCCUUAUUUUCCAUUUAUGAAAACGAUUUUCACGUGUUAAAAUAUUCUACUCUGCUAUUUUUAUGAGCUGAAAGCUGCUUUUGGUGAAGAAAAGAAAACUCGUGUUCACGAGGAGACACCCAGACCUCUGGUUCUGGCUUCGUCAUGCAAACCCAGAUGAUUUAUUUUAACGGUGUAGCAUGCUACUCACCGCGCGGCUUACCGCAGCCAUUAACCCUCCUCUAAUCUGUUCUAGCAUGCAAUGCCUGCAAGCCUGUGGCUCUUACAUGCAUGCUUUGAUGACACGCUGGUGCAGGCGGUGCAGAAGACACACUAACUCUUUUUUUAAUGUCGUCCUCAUGCAUGCGCUCACAGUAGCGGCUCCUCUCGAAUGUAAGGUGCUUUAUUGACUCGUGUCUUCUUCAUGAGCUCAGUGUGUGAAUCUUCAGGAUAGAUCAAGCCAGGGGCUUCUCCUCCUCCUCCUCCUCCUCCUCCUCCUCCUUCCUGCUCCUGCUGUAGUCAACAGGUAGCUGGUAUUUCAAACGUGCCAACCUAUUUUCAUGAACAUAUCAAACUUUUCGUGUUGAGCUGUAGCACAACUGAACGCGUGUAGCUACAGAUUAUUGUGGGAUUCUUUGUGUUUGAAUGCUUGUAUUUUUACUAAUCGAGUUGUUAUUUAACGGUUUUAUAAAACAACGUAAAAGCAAGAAUUGAUUUUGGAGAGAUUACAUGACAGAACAUAUGUUGUACCUGAUAUAUUUGUAUGAUAUAUUAUUAAAUCCAGUUGCUUUCUUUGAGGUUUAAAAUGAGGAUUUUUAUACACUUGCUUGAAGAAAACUCGAUGGAAAUGAGUUGUGUAUAAUAUUUUCUUGUAAAUUGGAUAUUUUCUUACUGUAUGAUACGGGUUUCGAUCGUCACAUGUAGGUAUAACCAGCUAAUAUAGUCUUUUUCUCAGAUAUUUAAUGACCGAUCGGAUAUUUGUCAAGUUUUUUGUUGAAAAUGUAUUUAUUCAGAUGUUUUUUGUGAAUGUAAAUUUUGUCAGAGACAAUAUUUUCUACUAAGUGUUUGCACUGCAAGAUAAUUGACAUAUUACAAGAAGAAUAAAGCCAGCGGCGUUGUGCCUCCUGCUGUAGGAACGCUGCUCCGUUGUUUUAUUUAGCUCACACAGAUCACGAUGAGAAGAUGGUGACCUUUAGUCAAAACUACCCAACAAACAAAACAGACGCCGAUGACAGAAGUCGGUGAAACAAUAAGGCCAAUGUCUGCUUGUUGGUGACCUCAGUGGUGAUAAAAACUCUACUGCAGCCAUAAAAACAUCUCAGCAGGCUUUGUUUGCAGAACAGACUCAAUGUCACACACGUCUGAUGCUGAGUCACCGAGUGUUUAAAACAGGUCAAAGAUCAUUUUGCUGCUUAAAGGUGAAGUCGGAGA